Molecule: messenger RNA, 1910 nt
Organism: Ipomoea nil (Japanese morning glory)
Lineage: Eukaryota; Viridiplantae; Streptophyta; Magnoliopsida; Solanales; Convolvulaceae
Product: beta-hexosaminidase 3
Exons: 15
Coding region: 166-1782 (538 amino acids)
Biological process (GO): glycosaminoglycan metabolic process; carbohydrate metabolic process
Cellular component (GO): membrane
Molecular function (GO): beta-N-acetylhexosaminidase activity
Source: RefSeq, a predicted model, not a curated record
UCACAAUUAUUUGUCCCAUUUUUUUCUUCAGGGUGGUUCACCUAUAAAGCCUGCCAGGCUGCCACCCCUUUUUAUCUAUAUGUAUCUGUAUAUCUCUACAUUUAUCCCUUUAUCUUCGAGAUUUUUUGGGUUCUGCAGAGACUGCCAUCUUUUACUAUUGAAUACAUGAUGGUGGUCGCUGCUGAUUUACUGGGCAAGGCUGGGUUUUGGGCGAUUGGGUUUUGUUUGAUUGUGGUAUCAGCUGCUGCUGCUUCUGGUGGUGCCAAUGAGCGAUUGAAUAUAUGGCCCAUGCCCAAAUAUGUGAGCCAUGGCCACCAUAGACUGUAUUUGAGCGAUGGGUUUGAGCUCAAGACUAAUGGGAGCACCUAUUUGGAUGGUUCUGGGGUUCUCAAGGAUGGAUUCUCUAGGAUACUUGAGGUUAUCAGAGGAACCCAUGCUGUUAAUGGCAGUGUUGCUGGUUUUAACCAGUCUCACGUCCUUAAGGGGAUCCAUGUGGUUGUUCUUUCAGCCAGUGAUGAGCUGCAGCAUGGCAUCGACGAGUCCUACCACUUGACUGUACCCGAUAUUGGAAGUUCGCUAUAUGCAUAUCUCAGGGCACAAACAGUUUACGGAGCCUUGCACGGGUUGGAGACGUUUAGUCAAAUUUGCCAGUUCGACUUCACAUCCAGAGCUUUCGAAGUUCGUCAAGUACCAUGGACUGUUUUGGAUCAGCCUCGGUUUCCCUAUCGAGGGCUUCUAAUCGAUACGGCCCGACAUUAUCUUCCACUUCCAGUAAUAAAGAAAGUUAUUGAUUCCAUGACAUACUCAAAACUGAAUGUAUUGCAUUGGCACAUUGUGGAUACACAAUCUUUCCCACUCGAGAUACCUUCAUAUCCAAAACUGUGGAAUGGUGCUUAUUCUAGUUCAGAGCGGUACACAACAGGUGACGCUACUGAGAUUGUAAGAUAUGCACAAAGGCGGGGAAUCAAUGUAUUGGCUGAAAUUGACGUUCCAGGACAUGCACAAUCAUGGGGUGUUGGGUAUCCUACAUUAUGGCCAUCAAGAGAUUGUCAACAUCCAUUAGAUGUAACCAGUAAUUUCACCUUCAAAGUAAUAAAUGGAAUUCUCUCAGAUUUCAGUAAGAUCUUCAAAUACAAAUUUGUUCAUCUCGGGGGAGAUGAAGUGAAUACAACUUGCUGGACAUCGACUCCUCGUAUAGAGAAGUGGUUAAAGACACGCCAUUUCGAUGGACAACAGGCAUACCAAUAUUUUGUCUUGCAAGCACAGAAGAUAGCUCUAUCUCAUGGAUAUGAAAUUAUAAACUGGGAAGAGACCUUCAACAAUUUUGGCAACAAGUUGAGUCGCAAAACUGUUGUCCAUAACUGGCUCGGGGGUGGUCUGGCUCAGCAAGUGGUUGCAGCUGGACUGCGGUGCAUUGUGAGCAACCAGGACAGAUGGUAUUUGGAUCACUUAGAUGCUCCGUGGGAUGGUUUUUACUCGAACGAGCCACUGGAUAACAUCACAGACCCAAAGCACCAGGCGCUGGUUCUUGGCGGGGAAGUAUGCAUGUGGGGAGAGAACAUUGAUGCUUCAGAUAUCGAGCAAACCAUAUGGCCCCGUGCUGCAGCUGCUGCAGAGAGGCUGUGGACUUCGUCUGAGAACCUCCCGGAUGAUCCAAAUAAAGUUGCGGGAAGGCUGGCACACUUCAGGUGUUUGUUGAACCAACGAGGUGUGGCUGCAGCGCCACUGGUCGGAUCUGGGCGAGGUGCCCCGGAACAGCCAGGAUCUUGCCAUUUGCAGUAGUGGUAGUUAGGUCUGUCAUUUUUAAUUUUUGUCUGUUGGUUCCAACACUCUAACUGAAUAAACGACCUUGCACCACAUAUGUACUAGGGAACUGUCCAUAAUCAAUUGAAAUUUGAAAAGCACUUGGG